Messenger RNA from Brienomyrus brachyistius, 1121 nucleotides. Its product is annotated as NACHT, LRR and PYD domains-containing protein 10-like. The transcript is spliced from 6 exons. Lineage: Eukaryota; Metazoa; Chordata; Actinopteri; Osteoglossiformes; Mormyridae. The record is from RefSeq and is a predicted model, not a curated record. The coding region runs from base 703 to 1041 and encodes 112 amino acids. Gene Ontology annotation, cellular component: cytoplasm.
ACGACUGAUAUGUAAAGGCAGGUUCCAAACCCGCUGACCCACCCAAAAGGAGGGUUCCUGUGACAGGUCCCUGAUGCAAAAGCUGCCAUUUGCUGCUAAGAGAGCAGCAGUGACCUCCAAGCCAGUGUCCAGGUCCAUUGAUUGCAGUGCAGGAAUUGAUGAACUGACGGGACCAUGACCUCCUCCUCCAAUGCAGGGAACAAUGGGGACUGGUAACCCAGACAGCACUGAAAUGGGGACAGGCCUAUAGAAGACACUGAGAGUGAAUUAUCUGCAUAUUCAGCCCAACACAAGCAGAGAUUCCGGGUGCUUGGAGAGCGGGAGGCCAGCCAUCGUAUCAUUCUCCCUAAAUCCUGACUGACUCGCUCUGUUUGUCCAUUAGUCUGAGGGUGCAACCCUGAAGAGAGACUGAGGGAAUCACGAUCAGUCUACAAGAUCCCCUGCAAAACUGCGCACCCCUGUCAGAAACGACAUCCGUCGGCAGACAAAGGAGUCGGAAAACAUGAUCAAGAAGGAGCUGAGCUGUCUCCUUCCCUGAAGUGUGGUUGGUUGAAACAAAAUCGUCUGGAUUUGUACAUUGUGGACCUGCAUCUUCCACCUCUGUUUGUAAUGGAGUACUUUUGUGAGUAUCUUCCCCAACACAUAAGAGUCAGAUUGUGAAACACGGGAACCGGUUUAUAUACAACCAUAAUCAUCUAAGCGAUGGAUCACCAUUCCCAUGGAGAGACCCAGACCUCGCUCACUGACCUCUUGCUGGAUUGUCUAAAGGAUCUCAGUGAUGACGAGUUGAAGGAGUUUAAACUGCGUCUCCCAGAGAAUAAAGAGUUAAAGCCCCUUCCCAAGGGUCAGAUGAAAACCUCGGGCAGAACAGACUUCGCCGAAAUGAUGAUGAAUUCCUACAGUAAAGCCGGGGCUCUCAAAGUCACGCUUGAGAUCCUGAAGAAGAUGAACCUGAAUGAUCUUGCUCAGAGACUGAAGGAAGCCCUGCAGAAGUGUAACCAAGCAGGAAGUGAGCAGAGUGACAUGUUGGAGACGAGCUGAACAGCUGUGAUCUCAUAGAUAAACACUGUGAAGUGCUGUCUUCAGCUCUCAGAUCAAACUCUUCCCCCCUGAGAGAGCUG